This is a messenger RNA of Caenorhabditis elegans, 2653 nucleotides long. RefSeq names its product SRP54-type proteins GTP-binding domain-containing protein (gene F38A1.8). Gene Ontology annotation, cellular component: endoplasmic reticulum membrane; signal recognition particle receptor complex. Gene Ontology annotation, molecular function: GTP binding; signal recognition particle binding; GTPase activity. Bases 69 to 1946 code for a protein of 625 amino acids. The transcript is spliced from 9 exons. Gene Ontology annotation, biological process: SRP-dependent cotranslational protein targeting to membrane; intracellular protein transport. The record is from RefSeq and is marked reviewed. Lineage: Eukaryota; Metazoa; Nematoda; Chromadorea; Rhabditida; Rhabditidae.
ACGUGUUGUGCAGUUUUUUGCGUUGAAAUUUUCGGAAUAAAUCUAAAAAUUUCAGUUUUCCGGCUAAAAUGAUCGAACUUUUUUCGAUUUUCACGAAAGGAGGCGUCUGCCUGUGGAAUUAUCAGGAAGGCGAUUAUAACUUCACGGAAGCCAUCAAUAAUGAGCUGAUUAAGGGAACACUGAUGGAAGAACGUGGAAAUAGUGGACAGAAAAAAGUUGGAAAUUAUACAAUGAAAUUUCAGCUUGAUAAUGAGUAUAAUGUCAUUUUUUUGGUAAUUUAUCAAACAAUUGUGAAUUUAAAUUAUGCGGAAAAACUGCUCAAUUUGGUCGUUGAUAGCUUUCGAGGAGAGUUUUCCGAGAAUUUGAGAGAAGAAACAGCUCUAACCACUCCUCCGUCGAAUAUCUACGGAAAUUUCGACGAAACCUUUCACGAAGUGCUCUCAGAAGCUGCAAAAAGUGCUCGUGCCACUGAAAACACCGUCAAAAAGCCGAAAACGUUCCAAGAAUCUGCAAAAUCUCAAAAAACCAUCGAUUCGCUGAUUGUGAGCCGCCCGGGACAGAAAAACGCCGAAAAAUCCGCGAAAAACGCUGAAAAAACGCCGAAAAAGCCGGUGGAAAGUGCCGAAGAAUCGUCUGCAACUGAUUAUAAUUCAGCAUCACCACCUGGAAGCCCGGAUGAAGAAGUUUUACGUAGAAGGGAUCAAAUGUUCAAGAAAAUGAGUGGAAAUACGAAGAAAAAAGGCCCAGAAGAGCCUACUUCACCUAAGCCCAAGGGAAAACAAGCUAGAGUUUGGGCUUUGAGUGGAAAACCGGCUGACGUCAAAAAUCUCGAUAGAUCCGAUCCGAAAGAGAAUGACGAAAAUGCCGCCGAUGAGGAGAAAAAUCGCUUCGUUGAGAGUAUGAAGGAACAAAUUGGAACACUUAAAGGAGAUUUAAAGUCACUUCAGGAGUCUGAUGAUGAAGAUGAAGAUGAUAAUGAUCAGCAAGUUGUAAAGCAGUCUGGCGGAUGGUUCAGUAUGAUUAAAGGACUUGUUGGAGAGAAGAAGCUUAGCGCUGAAGAUCUGAAUCCAUUAAUUGAAAAAAUGAGAGAAAAUUUGAUUUUGAAAAACGUUGCUUCGGAGCCAGCGGAGAAGAUCUGUCAAUCAGUUGUGUCAAAAUUGGAGGGAAAAGUGGUGAAUAACUUUUCUCGAGUUGCUCAAGAAGUUAAAACUGCCGUCCGCGAGUCCCUUGUCCAACUUUUGACCCCGAAACAUCGUGUAGACAUUCUUCGUGACGUCAUCGAAGCGAAACGGGACGGUCGACCCUAUGUCAUUGUGUUCUGUGGAGUUAAUGGAGUUGGAAAAUCGACAAAUCUCGCGAAAAUUACAUUUUGGCUCACUGAGAACAAGCAUCGCGUGCUCAUUGCAGCCGGUGACACAUUCCGUGCGGGAGCCGUCGAACAACUGAGAACCCAUGCUCGAUAUCUCAACGAUCUUCAUAAAAACUCUGUGCUCCUCCACGAACAGGGUUACGGUAAAGACCCGGCGGGUCUCGCAGCGGCCGCCAUCAAAAAGGCUGCUGAACAAGAUUUCGAUGUGGUUUUGGUGGAUACUGCCGGCCGAAUGCAGGAUAAUGAACCGCUGAUGAGAGAGUUGGCCAAGCUAAUCCGAGUGAAUGAGCCCGACUUGGUGUUGUUUGUCGGCGAGGCGCUUGUCGGAAAUGAGGCAGUCGAUCAACUGGUGAAAUUCAAUGAAGCUCUGGCAAAUCACGCUUCACCCGGGCAAAAGCCCCGUCUAAUCGAUGGAAUUGUGCUCACAAAGUUUGAUACAAUUGAUGAUAAAGUUGGAGCAGCUGUAUCAAUGACAUAUAUCACUGGACAACCGAUUGUAUUCGUUGGAUGUGGUCAAACGUAUUCGGAUCUGAGGAAUUUGAAUGUUGGAGCCGUCGUUCAUUCGCUUUUAAACUAGAUUUUUUGCUUUUUCUGGAGAAUUUUUGAUGAAAAAUGGGUUUUUCGCGGGGAAAAAUGGAUAAAAAUCGAUUUUUCCGCGCUAAAAUUGAUGAAAAUCGUGAUUUUCAGGUGAAAAAUGAGUUGAAAUAGAUUUUUUUAAAGGCUAGAAUUGAUGAAAAUUGUGAUUUUUUAAGAUAAAAUUUUAAUUUUCGUCAUAAAAUUUACAGAAAUCCCGUUUCUCGGACGAAAAAAAUUACUAAAUUUGCCAUUUUUCACAAAGAUUUGCACAAAAACAGCUAGUUUUUCACCCAAAAAAUUAUUUAAAAUCCCAUAUUUCUCCCCAAAAAUCGUCUAAAAUCCCAGAAAAUAAUAGUAAAAAUCAAUUUUUCUAAGCCAAAAUCGAUAAAAAUCGUGAUUUUCUCACUAAAAAUGUGAAAAUAUCACAAUUUUUGUAUCAGAAACUCUAUUAAGUGAAAUUUCUCACAUUUUUUGUCUCUUUUUCUGCCAAAAAUCUCCUAAAAUCCUAUUUUUCCCAAAAUUUCCAGUCAUUUUCAGCAUUCGCAUAUCUUUUACAUUUCCUCUCGCUAGAACUCGUUGUGAAAUUCCCCCAUCUUUUUUUUUUUGGUAUUUUUUGGUGCCCCUCGUCUUCAUGUUCCUGUAAAUAAAAGUUUUUGUCCCGAAAAAUUGCAAAAAUUAGCAUUUAUUUCGUGCAAAAUCAAAUAUUUA